Messenger RNA from Ornithodoros turicata, 509 nucleotides. RefSeq lists its product as uncharacterized. NCBI's taxonomy places the organism in Eukaryota, Metazoa, Arthropoda, Arachnida, Ixodida, Argasidae. The record is from RefSeq and is a predicted model, not a curated record. Bases 11 to 403 code for a protein of 130 amino acids. The transcript is spliced from 4 exons.
UUCCAUUGAAAUGUGGACGGGGACGGUGUAUUUCGUGAUGGCCAUCAGCAUGAUGGCAGUUAUGCAGCCGUCACCUGUGCACAUGCGCUCCUUGGAGGCUGGAGGUGAAUCAGUUCAGCAAGGUCCACUACCGUGGGAGAAGCAAGAGGUGAAGCUGCCUUCCGGUGACAUUCGUAGAAUAAUCUGCGUUCUGCUUAAGUAUAUCAUCAUCGAGUGCCAAGAAAAACUUCAGGUGGCCGCCUUCAGCAAACCGAGGAAUUCAAGAGGGGAGUACGUGCAAGAACCUGGAGAAGCUGGACCCUGUUCAGAUUCGUUCUGCAGAACAGCAGUAAAAGGCACAUAUGAAGUGGAAAAGCGAGGAUCUCAAGAGGAGAGUAAUCCCCAGUUCUACAGCGGUUGGUAACCACUAUGGCAUGUCACCAGGCCUUCUCAAAUUCAUCGUGCUGCCAAUGUUAUGAAAAGUGCAGUUAUUGUGUGAAAAAUACCAAAUAAAGUGACAUCUGAAGUUA